Molecule: messenger RNA, 4356 nt
Organism: Astyanax mexicanus (Mexican tetra)
Lineage: Eukaryota; Metazoa; Chordata; Actinopteri; Characiformes; Acestrorhamphidae
Product: protein mono-ADP-ribosyltransferase PARP6
Exons: 24
Coding region: 577-2508 (643 amino acids)
Biological process (GO): endoplasmic reticulum unfolded protein response
Cellular component (GO): nuclear envelope; intracellular anatomical structure; endoplasmic reticulum tubular network
Molecular function (GO): NAD+ poly-ADP-ribosyltransferase activity; kinase binding; protein serine/threonine kinase activator activity
Source: RefSeq, a predicted model, not a curated record
GCAAAAAAAUAAAGGCAGCGCUGCGAGCAGCCAGAUCUGCAACAGAUAAACACAAACACACACACACACACACACACACACUCAUACUCAUACACUCUCUCCCACACACACACAGCUGACCGAGAGAGAGAGCAGAAAAGGGGAUCUGCGGGAAAAGACAGGAUGAAAUGGAGAUGUAAUAGCGGGUGUUCUUCAGGGUUUUUUUAUUCUGUGUGUUUCUGUAUGAUCUGAAUGUGAUUCUGAAGGAGAGGAGAGGAGAGGAGAGGAGAGGAGGACCAGGGACUGCGGCUCCAUCUCCCUCCAUCUUUCACCAAGUGAGUGUGUGUGCAGGGGCAGUAGGAGAAGGAGGAGGAUGAGGGGAGGGAGGAGGUGAUGGAGAAGGUGUUUGGAAAGCAGCAGAAUCUGAAGAGUUCUAGCUCCCCCUGAGCAGAGCGUUCUGUGGCUGUGGGUUGUGUUGUGAAAUGGAUGGGAACAGUCUAACCCUGUCAGAUCUGCCUCUGUAAAUGUCGGAUCCAAUGAGGAGCGUUCAGGUUAAUGCUGGUGAAGUUAUGAGCACGCCCGAGACUCGCCUUUAACAUGGCUGGCUGUUUUCCUCAGGACAUCAAAGGCCAGUGCUGGACGGAUGAGGAAUCAGACGGGGAGAAUGAGCCGGAGCAGUUCAUGUAUGGAAUUCAGGGAAGCUGUGCAGCUGAUCUGUACCGGCACCCGCAGCUGGAUGCAGAUAUUGAGGCUGUGAAAGACAUUUACACAGAGAGUGCUGUGUCCAUCAGGGAGUAUGGAACAAUUGAUGAUGUGGAUAUUGACCUUCAUAUCAAUAUCAGUUUCUUGGAUGAGGAAGUGGCCACAGCUUGGAAGGUCAUUCGAACAGAACCAAUCAUCCUCCGACUUCGCUUCUCACUCUCACAGUACUUGGAUGGGCCAGAACCCUCAGUGGACGUGUUUCAGCCCUCCAAUAAGGAUGGAUUCAGUCUUGGGCUUCAGCUAAAAAAGAUCCUGAGCACGUUCACCUCCCAGCAGUGGAAACAUCUGAGCAAUGAGUUCCUUAAAGCCCAGCAGGAGAAGAGGCACAGCUGGUUCAAGGCUGGAGGGACCAUUAAGAAGUUCCGUGCAGGACUCAGCAUCUUCUCCCCCAUUCCUAAGUCCCCCAGUUUUCCACUGAUCCAGGACACUGUGCUAAAGGGCAAACUGAGUGUUCCUGAGCUGAGGGUCAGCAGGCUGAUGAACCGCUCCAUCUCCUGUACCAUGAAGAACCCCAAGGGGGAGCUGUUUAGCUAUCCCCCCAACAGCCAGACUGUGGCAGUCCCGGCGGGCAGGGCCCCUGCGCAGAUUACCACGCGGCAGCUGAUUGAAUUGUUUUUCUCAUCCCAGGCGGGCGGACACUGCAAGAACAUCCCCACUCUGGAGUACGGUUUCUUAGUGCAGAUAAUGAAAUAUUCGGAGCAGCGCAUCCCCACACUGAAUGAGUACUGUGUGGUGUGUGAUGAACAGCACGUCUUUCAGAAUGGAUCCAUGUUAAAGCCUGCGGUCUGCACUAGAGAAUUGUGUGUGUUCUCUUUCUACACCCUGGGCGUGAUGUCCGGCGCAGCAGAGGAGGUGGCCACUGGUGCUGAGGUGGUGGAUCUGCUGGUUGCUAUGUGCAGAGCUGCUCUGGAGUCUCCUCGGAAAAGCAUCAUCUUUGAGCCCUAUCCGUCUGUCGUUGACCCCAAUGACCCCAAAACUCUUGCUUUCAACCCUAAGAAGAAGAAUUAUGAGAGGCUGCAGAAGGCUCUGGACAGUGUGAUGUCUAUACGUGAGAUGACCCAGGGUUCAUAUCUGGAGAUAAAGAAGCAGAUGGAUAAACUGGACCCUUUAGCUCACCCUCUGCUGCAGUGGAUAAUAUCCAGUAACAGAUCUCAUAUCGUCAAACUGCCGCUGAGUAGGCAGCUGAAGUUCAUGCACACAUCCCAUCAGUUCCUGCUCCUCAGCAGCCCCCCUGCUAAAGAAGCCCGUUUCCGCACAGCCAAGAAGCUCUACGGCAGCACCUUCGCAUUCCAUGGUUCCCAUAUAGAGAACUGGCACUCUGUUCUGAGAAAUGGACUAGUCAAUGCCUCUUAUACCAAACUGCAGCUGCAUGGGGCAGCCUAUGGAAAGGGCAUCUAUCUCAGCCCUAUCUCCAGCAUAUCCUUCGGAUACUCAGGGAUGGGUAAAGGACAGCAUCGGAUGCCAACUAAAGAUGAACUGGUGCAGCGCUACAACCGUAUGAACACAAUUCCACAGAGCCGCCCCAUACAGUCCCGCUUUCUGCAGAGUCGGAAUCUGAACUGUAUUGCACUGUGUGAAGUGAUCACAUCAAAGGACCUCCAAAAACAUGGAAACAUCUGGGUGUGUCCUGUAUCUGACCACGUGUGCACACGCUUCUUCUUUGUAUAUGAGGAUGGUCAGGUGGGAGAUGCUAACAUCAACACCCAGGAACCCAAGGUGCAGAAGGAGAUCAUGCGUGUGAUUGGCACCCAGAUUUACUCCAGCUGAGAGGGGUCUGUUGGGGGAGGAGGGGCGUCUCCAGGGGCUUUAGAAGAGCAUCCCAGCCCUCGUUGAAGAAACGGCCAAAACCUCUCAGCUUCAGCACCACUUAAACACGAGGGAAUAGCUGAAAGAGCUGAGUGUCCGUCCCUCCUCUUCUUUAUUGCAGCAUUUCUCCCGUUUUUCUGUUUUUUUCUUCUCUGCUGUCGUGUACGCCGAGGUUCGGAUGGAUGCCCCCUCUUCCCCCGCCUCCUGCUGUGAGCUCUGCGGCCUGUUUGAGGCAGCUGGGCCUGCAGGAGCCUCGUCAUCGCCGUCAUCCUCCUCCUCGUCCUCCUCCUCCUCCUCGUCCUCCUCCUCCUCCUCCUCCUCGUCCUCUUCAGCAGGAAGUAAGAUAAAGAAGUAAUGGCAGAGCCAGCGUCACACCAAACUCUUUCAAGUAGUGCGACUACAAAGAGAAGUCGAGAGUGAUACGCUCCGUUAAACUGAGCCCACGGACUCCAAUCAACUGCUAAUGAGAGAGCGGAACCUCGAGUGACUCCGCCCACAGCUCCAGACUCCUCCCAAUCAGUGUCAUCCGUCCCCCCUGAAGGACUAUUCUCAGAGUAGGUGAAAUGCUUCACUGGAUACUCAGACCCGUCAGUUAUACUGUUCUGAACUUGCCUACAAGUGUGAGGUGCACUCUCUCUCUCUCUCUCUCUCUCUCGUUCUUUUUCUUCUUGAUAUCUUCAUCCCAGUAUUGCUUGCUCUUUCUUGCUACCGCUUCUUGGACUCCUCCGGUUCCUUCAAGCCAUCUGUGAAUGUUUCAAACAUCCAGGAGAAAAACAAGCAAACAAAAAUAAGUAAUCUAAAAACAUUUAUUGAGUUUGUUCCUCUCUGGAUAGUAAGUCAUGCACACCCCAUGUACUCUUUUUGUUUUGUUUGUAGGAACAUUAUCCUGUUGAUCUGUUUUCUUUCCUAUUCUUUGAGUAAUGACAUGUAUUAAUAUCCAAGAUGCAGUUAUCUCUCUGGUUGCUUUUGUUCAGCGUCUCCUCCCGGUGAAAUCAAUUUCCUUUCCUUUUGUCUCCGGUGUGCAAUAUGACAGAAAAACACACACACACACACACACACACACACACACAUAUAUACACAUACGCUCACUACAAAGAUGUUUACUGCAAUUUAUCAGCGUGAGCAUUGGAUUCCUGGGCUAAAAAAAAAGAGCGAACAAAAAGGCAUUAUAUUGUUCAUGUUCAUAGUUAUUUCUCCUAAUCACUGGAUUUUUUAAACUCGUGCUGUUCUGGGUGGGGAAGGCUCAGCGGGUAAUGCUGUAAGAAGGAGCACAGCGCUCUGCAGCUUGGUUUGGCAUUCCUUAAUAUCCGUGUUUAAAACCAUGCAGCCUACCUCUCCUCAGUUCAUGACUAGACAGUCUGUUCUCCUCCAGCUGUUCUGUAAAGAGACUAGAGUAGCACCCACAGCAUUGUGUUGCACUCCUUCAACCAGUGGAGUUCAUAUCAGACGUUAAACCUGAAUAAAGGCUGAUCUGCUGCAAACGCACCUUUACUCCGACCUGCCCGAGCAGCCCAGUGACCCACGCCACGCACCUGUGCGUCACAGCGGAACGGAAGAUGGACACUGGUGGAGAAGUGAGCAGAGUGAGUGUAUAGAGUGUGAGAUCUGCCGGAGACAGGUGAAGAGAUUGUUCAGGAUGAAUGUCGACCCUGUCUGUAGUUGUCUCUCUCUCGUGGUCUGUUGUCUUGGUUGUGCUUUUACCAGGCUGCCCCGCACAGUUCCUGCUCUUCUUCUGUCAGUGCUCUGUGUAAACUGAUGUUCUGAAAGCAGCACAGAAGAUCCAAUAAAGAGAGAUUUUGCACAAUUUUA